GCUCACUGCAGCCUCCGCCUCCCGAGCUCAAGUGAUCCCCCCGCCUCAGCCUCCCGAGUAGCUGGGACCACAGGCGCCGGCCACCACGCGCAGCUAAUUUUUUUAAAAAAAUUUUAGUCGACACGGGUCUAACUAUGUUGCUCAGGCUGGUCUGAAACUCCUGGACUCAAACAGUCCUCCUGCCUUGGCCUCCCAAAGUGCUGGGAUUACAUUCAUGAGCCUCUCGCCCACGCAGUCGAAGUGUUUUAAUUUUUAUCUUUUACAACAGCUUCUAAUUUGUUACAAAUAAACGUGCAGCAUGUGGUGGGAGUGUUCAGGUGUUUACUGGUGCAGUGCGCAAUUAACGCGGUUCCAGGCACGAGAUGUGGAGGCCCAGAGGCAGAAGCCGGUGGCGGCGGCAGGACUGCCGGAGGCGCGGGCAGGGACCUGGGCUCCCAAGGCUGUGGCCCUCCUGCCCCAGUCCAGGGUCCAUUUCCAGGGGCGCGUCUGGCCCUCUGUUGCUGUCUUCUUAGGGUUCUUUCAUGGGGAUCAGUUCUUCAGCCUUUCUUUUCUCCCCAGAGAGGGUCUGUCUACUCGUUGUAAGAGGGAACAAGUCCAUAUUGCAGCUGUACACUUUGCACCCAUGAUGAAAAGCGUCACUUUUGCAGCAUUCCAGCUGGAGAUUCGUGACCUUCGGUCUGCGGCAGGCGGAAGGGCGAGAGACUUGGACAGGAGGUGCAUCUUGCCCGAGGAAGGCUGAACGAAUGAGAGCUCGGUCCCUGGUGAGAAAGAGCCCAGAGCAUGCGAGAGGCGGGCGGCAAGGGCUUCUCUGCAGCGGAGACGCGAGGGCGGCGUCCUGCAGGGAGGCGGGGGGCAGCGCCUGGGGCGCUCCAAGCUCUCGGCCCCAAGGAAGCCCACGCUCGGGACCCGCGUGCUGCCACAGCCCCGGGGGCCUGGAGGGGCCCGUGAGCCGAGCGGAGGACCCGGGACAAGCGCGGGGCGCCGCGGGGAACGGACGGGAACGCGCGUGGCCUCCCCACAGCGGGCCUUCGACACCUCCUGACACGUCCUGCGGGUGCCCGGUCCUCAGUUGGCUCGAGCCGGAUCCCGGCGCGCCAACGGCUCGACCUUGCCCCCCACGAGGCAGGGCUUCCUGCCCGGCAGGAAGGACUCGGCCGGCGCCUGCGGGCAACCGAUGAGCUGAAGGCGCCGCGGCUGGGCCGUCCCGCUCUCCCGCCGCCGAGCGCACUGUCCUCCCGCUGCCCAGAGCGUCGCCGGAAGUGCCGAGGGGGCGGGCCAGGGGUCGAGACUGUGGCGUUUCCGGCGCGCGACGGGGCGGGGACCGUAGCGGGUGCAGUCCGGCUGCUCUGGACGCUGAGGCCCCGGCUUCUCUUGCUGGGGCGUCGAUUCGGGAGGGCUGAGGGCGCGGCCGAGAGAACGGGGCGGUCACCGCCGCCGUGGCCCGCGCGUCCCGCCCUCUCCUUGCAGUGCAGGCCCCAGCCGCUCUCGGGCGCGGCGUGGGGGAGGCGGCCCUGCAGGUGCGUACCCGGGGUGCCGACACGUGCGGGGCUCCCUGCGAGCUGAGUCCCCGCUGCGCGUCUUCAGGCCUUUGUAAGUUGUCCAAUUUCCCACCGGCCCAGCUCAUCGAGCUUCUUCCCAGCUGUGAACAGGAGGGCCUGUUCCCUCAUUCUUGCCGCAGAAACUGUUCCAACUGCUGGUGUUCUGCAAGAUGGAGCCAGGAGGAGAGCCCACAGGUGCUAGACAGAGCAGUACCCUGAUGGAGUCCCUUGCAGCUGUGAAGGCUGCUUUCCUGGCGCAGGCCCCGAGUGGCAGCCGGUCAGCCGAGGUGCAGGCAGCUCAGAGCACGGAGCCUGCCCCAGAGGCAGGCGCUCCCGAGGGAGAGGGCCGCAGAGGGGGGCCUCCCCGGGCGUUGGGGUCUCUUGGCCUUUGUGAAAACGAGGAAGCCAGAGAAAGGCCCGGAGGUUCCCCUCGAGGCCCGGUCAUUUCUGAGAAAACUGGAGGACAGAGUGGCCGCGAGUCAGACGUCCCUCCGAACGCAGGCCCCGGGGCAGAGGGCGGGGGCAGCUGGAAGGGGCGGCCUUUCCCGUGCGGCGCCUGUGGCCGCAGCUUCAAGUGCUCCUCGGACGCGGCAAAGCACCGGAGCAUCCACUCGGGGGAGAAACCGUACGAGUGCAGCGACUGCGGGAAGGCCUUCAUCCACAGCUCGCACGUGGUCCGGCACCAGCGGGCGCACAGCGGGGAGAGGCCCUACGCGUGCGCCGAGUGCGGCAAGGCCUUCGGCCAGAGCUUCAACCUCCUCCGGCACCAGCGCGUGCACACGGGCGAGAAGCCCUACGCGUGCGCCGACUGCGGCAAGGCCUUCGGCCAGAGGUCGGACGCCGCCAAGCACCGCCGCACCCACACCGGGGAGAGGCUGUACGCGUGCGGCGAGUGCGGGAAGCGCUUCCUGCACAGCUCGAACGUGGUCCGGCACCGGCGGACCCACCACGGGGAGAACCCGUACGAGUGCCGGGAGUGCGGCCAGGCCUUCAGCCAGAGCUCCAACCUCCUCCAGCACCAGCGCGUGCACACGGGGGAGCGGCCCUUCGCCUGCCAGGACUGCGGCCGCGCCUUCAGCCGCAGCUCCUUCCUCCGCGAGCACCGCCGCAUCCACACCGGGGAGAAGCCCCACCAGUGCGGCCACUGCGGGCGCGCGUUCCGGGCGCUGUCGGGCUUCUUCCGGCACCAGCGGCUCCACACGGGCGAGAAGCCGUUCCGCUGCACCGAGUGCGGCCGCGCCUUCCGCCUGAGCUUCCACCUCAUCCAGCACCGGCGGGUGCAUGGCGCCGAGUGAGCCGGGGCUGCGGCGGAAGAGAUGCCGGCGGCCUGGUGGGCGCGAGGCCGAGGCCGGGGGAGGCUCCUGUCCGCCCCGUGCGCGGUGAGGAAGUAACAGCCGGCUGCGCGCCUGGUUCUCGGGCUGCGAAAGCCUCGCCAGGCCUGCAUCCGCCUUGGCUUGGGAGCAAUCAGGAGAGACAGGGCUCGGGGAAGGCGAGCGCUGCCCGCGGGAGGCGAUUCCCAGAGGCGGGGUGGUCUCAGGGGUCUGUCCCGGGCCGGCCGCCCGCUGCUGAGGCGCCCCGCCUCCCACGGUCAGCUGCUGCGGGGCAGUGGCCGGUGAUUGAAUCGGUCAUUCCUCCGCAACCAGGCCUCCAUCAAAACCCUGCAUGAGAUGAGGGCCUCGAGCUUCGGGUUGGUGAAGGCGGGGUGGGGGGGCAGUUAGGAAGGGGGCGCCCAGACAGGACAUGGAAGCCUCGCGUCCUCCCCCGUACCUUGCGGGUCGGUGGUUCAUCCAUGUAUUUCAACGCCUUUUCACAGCCGGUUCAUAUGGUCCCGACUUCUGUGUGCUUAGAAAAUUAUGGAACUUGGCCGGGCGCGGUGGCUCCCGCCUGUAAUCCCAGCACUUUGGGAGGCCGAGGCGGGCGGAUCACACGGUUAAGAGAUCAAGACCAUCCUGGCCAACAUGGCAAAACCCCCAUCUCGACUAAAAGUAGAAAAAUUAGUUGGGCGUGGUGGCAUGCGCCUGUAAUCUCAGCUACUUGGGAGCCUGGGGCAGGAGAAUCACUUGAACCUGGGAGGCGGAGGUUGCAGUGAGCGGAGAUCUGGGCACUGUACUUUAGCCUGGGCGACAGAGAGACCCAUCUCAAAAAAAAAAAUUAUGGAACCUGAGAAGGGGGUCGUGGGGUCCCCGGGGCCCACCGUCUGCACUUGGCAUCUGAAGUGGGGGUGGUCUUGUGGGACUGACCCCUUACCCUGUGGGUUCAGCACUAGCUCCGGGCAAUUGGUGACAGAAUCGAGUUAAAUUGUAGGACAUCGCGUUGGUGUCCGAGAGUUGGAGAGCUGGUUGGUGUGGAGGGAAAGGCUUACACACAUGUGAUUUCAGAAGCGUUCCGUGGGUAGAGGAAUCGUUUUCUCUUUGAGACUGUUAUGAGUAUGUACAAAUGUUAUUUCCUGUAAAAUAUUUUCAUUUUUUAAAAUGUUAUUUCCUAGAUAGAAAAGUAGAAGUGUCUUUUUGGGGAGCGUUUUUGGGGGCGUAUAGUAAAGCUCGGUCAUCAUGAAUUAAGCGAGGUGGGCUUUGAGUUUCUUGGGAUGACAGGGAAAUGUGAGCCGCCCACUGGCCGUGAGCCCUGGGGUGCAGUUGCAGGAUUCGCCCAUCCUGGUCUGGGUGUGGCUUGUGACCACCUCCUGCAGUUCUCUGCCCAGGUAAGGACUAAUUGGGAAGAAUUCUGGGUCCUGAGCUGGCUGCCGCUUCCAAGACAGUCGCUUUGAGGGCUCUUGGCACCGAUUUUGUUAAAAUGCAUGAGCUUAGGGUUGUGCAGCCUGUAGGGGCAGGGGUGCUCUCAGAAUGGAUUUGGUGGCCCCACCGUUAUUUAAGCUCCUGACCCCUGGGCCGGUGGUGAGGUGGGAAGAUGAGCCUGUGUCUCCCAUGCUGAGCCAAGAUCCUCAGGUACCAGUAGCGGUCAAAGCACCUGCUCCCUGAAGGAAGCUUACCUGGCUUAGCCUCAUCCCUGCUCGUAAGUCAGGCAUUCAGCUUGCAAAGAUCCCCAAGCACACAAGGAGAGUCAGCUGACUGAGGGCCAACAGAAACAGCAGGCAGCCGCUGUCAGCCACAAAGAAACGCAGAUCCUGAAACUGUCAUCAUACAGCUGAGAGGAUAGUUAUGUGUGAGGUGUUCAAAGAAGUCGCACAGUCAGUGAUGAGAAAGCUGUAGGGUACAUACUGUCACGUGUGAAUAGGCAGGACUCCUUAAAGAACUUUUGGAAAUGAAAAACAGGCCAGGUGCAGUGGUUCAUGCCUAUAAUCCCAACACUUUGGGAGGCCUAAGGGGGAGGAUCAGUUGAGCCUAGGAGUUCAAGACCAGCCUAGGCAACAUAGGGCUGGGCACGGUGGCUCACGCCUGUAAUUCCAGCACUUUGGGAGGCUGAGGCAGUGGAUCACCUGAGGUCAGGAGUUUGAGACCAUCCUGGCCAACAUGGCAAAACCCCAUUUCUACUAAAAAUACAAAAUUAGCUGGGCAUGGUGGCCCACACCUGUAAUCCCAGCUACUCGGGCAGCUGAGGCAGGAGAAUCCCUUGAACCUGGGAGGCAGAAGAUGCAGUGAGCCGAGAUCACGCCAUUGCACUCCAGCCUGGGCAAAAAGAGCAAAACUCCAUCUUAAAAAAAUGAAUAAAUAAAGGAAAAUGAGCUGAGUGAUGGUCUUAGAUAUAAGAUGGAAUGGCAAGCAAAUAAAAUUAUAAAUAUGAAUACAUAUGUAUAUAUAAAAGAAUAGUGUCAACUAAAAUACUAGACAACAAUAGCAUGUAAAUUAGAAGGGACAGAAAUGUUCUAAGACCCUCCGGUUGUUGGGAAGAGGGUGUAAGAUAGUGUUUAAUUUGACUUUGAUAAGUUAAAUGUGCAUAGUGUAAUUUAAUGUUAAUUACUAAAAGAGUGUAACCAGUCUACACAUCUCUAAUCCAAUAAAAAGAAUAAAACGCUGUGAUUUAAAAUGUAGUUCCAGCUGCUUGGGAGACUGAGGCAGGAGGAUCUCGGCUUGGAUCCUCAGACCAGGAGUUUGAGGCAGCAGUGAGCUAUGGUUGUGCCGCUGCACUCCAGACUGGACAACACAGUGAGAGCCCAUAAAAUAAAUAAAUGAAAUGAACACAAACUUCUGUCAAUUAAAAAAUAAGAAAAAAAUUAGGCUGGGCCUGGGCGCUGUGGCUCACACCUGUAAUCCCAGCACUUUGGAGGCCAAGGUGGGUGGAUCGCUUAAGCCCAGGAGUUCGAAACCAGCCUGGGCAACAUAGGGAGAACCUGUCCCUACAAAAAAUACAGUAAGUAAGCCUAUAGUUCCAGCCACCCAGGAGGCUGAGGUGGGAGGAUCACCUGAGCCUGGGAGCUCGAGACUGCAGUGAGCUGUAGUCACACCACUACACUCCAGCCUGGGCAACAGAGUGAGACCCUCUCUCAAAAAAGAAAAAAAAAAUCAGAAACAAACUGGGCAAAUUAAGAUGGUGGAAACAAAACUAAAUAUGUCCCUAACCACAGUAAGCUGUAUAGAAUUGCCAGUUGGCAGGUAAAGGUUAGGACUGGGUGCAGUGGCUCAUGCCUGUAAUCCCAGCACUUUGGGAGGCCGUGAUGGGUGGAUCACCUGAGGUCAGGAGUUUGAGACCAGCCUGGCCAACAUGGUGAAACCCCGUCUCUACUAAAAACACAAAAAUCAGCCAGUUGUGGUGGUGCAUGCCUGUAAUCCCAGCUACUCGGGAGGCUGAGACAGGAGAAUGGUUUGAACCUGGGAGGCGGAGGUUGCAGUGAGCCAAGAUUGCGCCACUGCUCUCCAGCCUGGGUGACAGAGUGAGACUGUCAUACACACAAACACACGUAAAGAUUAGGAGGAAAAUCCGUGACCCAGAGUCACACACAUGAAGACAGACAGGAGGGAGGCGUGAGUCAACCAGGGGGAGGAAAGGCAAGCUCAGGUGCCAUGUGAAGCCCAGAACAUUGUUUUAAAAAGGAAACUCAAAAAUAAUGAUGGGCCAGGCGUGGUUGCUCACCCCUGUAAUCCCAACACUUUGGAAGGCAGAGACGGGUGGAUCACUCGAAGUCAGGAGUUCGAGACCAGCCUGGCCAACAUGACAAAACUCUAUCUCUAUUAAUAAUACAAAAAUUAGCCAAGUGUGGUGGUCUGCGCCUGUAAUCCCAGCUACUUGGGAGGUUGAGGCAUGAGAAUCGCUUGAACCUGGCAGGCGGACGCUGCAGUGAGCCGAGAUUGCGCCACCGCACUCCAGCCUGGACUUCACUCAACCUGAGAGGCAGAGGUUGCAGUGAGCCAAGAUCGCGCCGCCAGCUCCAGCCUGGGCGUCACUCAACCUGAGAGGCGGAGGCUGCACUGAGCCAAGAUCACACCGCUGACUCCCAGCCUGGGUGUCACUCAGGCUCAGUCAGACUCCACCUCAAAAAAAAUAAAAAAAUAAUAAAAAUGUCUUAGAGAUGGAAAUGUAAUGGGCAAAAUUAAAUUAGCAAGAAGGUGGAAAGUGGAGAAAAUGUGUUUGAAAGAAUGAAAAGACAAGAAGGUGGGUGACAGGAUAGAAAGAUUAAGACUAACAGGAAUUCCAAGGGGGGGAAAACAAAAACAGAAAAUGGUGGGAAUGAAGUUAUUAGAGAAAUAAUUUUCCCCCAGAACCGAGAAACAUGAAUCUCCAGAGUAAAAGCACCUACCGAUAUCUCGCACAAAGAUGGAAGGAACGACCUACAUCCAGGCAUGACAUGAAACAUCAGACAGUCCAGGACAUAGAGACGAUCUGAGAGCGCAGAUCACACACACAGGCUGAGGAAUAAAUCCCUUCCCAAGGGCAGAUUGGAAGUUAGAAAACGACAGAACAGUGCUUCGAAAAUUACAAGUGAAAAUAAUUGGCAACCUAGAACUUUAUACCUACCCAGGUGGUCAGUCAAGUGUGACAGUAUGACAACAUUUUCAGAUAUACAAACUCUUACUUUUAAAAAUUCAUUUUCAAAAUACAUGUUUUCAGGAGCCUACUAAAGGAGGAGCUCCAAAUCAAGGGAGCAAACCAAGAAAGAGGAAGAAGGGGCUGGCCACUGUGCUGUAAUCCCAGCACUUUGGGAGGCUGAGGCAGGUGGAUCACGAGGUCAGGAGUUCGAGACCAGCCUGUCCAAUAUGGUGAAACCCCGCCUCUACUAAAAAAUACAAAAAUUAGCUGGGUGUGAUGGCGCGUGUCUGUAGUCCCCACUACUCAGGAGGCUGAGGCAGGAAAAUCACUGGAACCCGGGAGGCGGAGGUUGCAGUGAGCCGAGAUCGCACCACUGCCCUCUAGCCUGGCAGAAGAGCGAGACUCCAUCUCAAAAAAACAAACAAAAUCUUGUGGGUUUCUUAGAUUAUAUUCUCCACUAGACAAAAAAUAUACUUAAACAUUUGUCAGUGUUUUCUCUGUUCCAUAUGAUGUGUUAGCAUGUUGUGGGAAAAUAUCCUUUAGGGUCUUAGAAACACUCUUGUCUAGCUGAGAGGAUUUGUGCUAUAUACUAUCUUCCAGCAAUUUUUUUUUUUUUUUUUUUUUUAGAGACAGGCUCUUGCUCUGUUACUCAGGCUAGAGUGCAGUGGUGCAAUCAGUUCACAGCAGCCUUGAACUCCUGGCCUCCCACCUCCGCCUCCCAAAGGGCGGGGAUUACAGGUGUGAGCCACCACACCCAGCCCCAACAUAGUAAACCUUUCUGGGGCCUUAACAAUGGAUAUGGCCACAACCUUGAUUUUAUCUUUAUCCUGAGGCCACUUACUACUUGAAUUCUUUGCAGGCAGUGGUGAUACACCCUACAGUCCCAACUGAUCAGGAUGCUGAGCAGGAGGAUCCCUUGAGCAAUAUAGGGAGAUCUUGUCUCUAAAAAAUAAAAGUAAAUUUAAAACAACUUUUAAAAGAAAAUGCUUUGCUGACUGCAGAGACAAGAUGUGAGAUGGUUUUGUUUCCCAAGCCAGUUCAGGCCCCGGCUCUGUGUCCUCCAGAUUCCGCCUGCAGACUAGACGAUCCCUCCUUUCACACAUUUCACGCUCGCAGGCCUCACCAGUGCCACGAGGAGCGUUCCGCUGACAUUUUUGCCACUCUGUCUGGAGCUCUGCUUAGCUGGGUCCAUUUUCUAAUUUCCAAGUUACUGAAGGCAAUUUUUUUUUUUUUUUUUGAGACAGAGUCUGGUUCUGUUUCUCAGGCUGGAGUGCAGUGGUGCGAUCUCGGCUCACUGCAGCCUCUGCCUCCCGGGUUCAAGUGAUUCUCCUGUCUCAGCCUCCUGAGCAGCUGGGAUUACAGGUACCCGCCACCAUGCCCGGCUAAUUUUUGUAGUUUUAGUAGAGACAGGGUUUUGCCAUGUUGGCCAGGCUGGUCUUGAACUCUUGACCUCAAGUGAUCCACCCACCUUGGCCUUCCAAAGUGCUGGGAUUAGAGGCACGGGCCACAGCACCCGCCCAAAGACAAUUUUUUUUCACCCAAAUUUUUCACUACUACCUAAUCAUGGUUUCCUCUGCUAACAGUCUCCUCCCCGUGUUUCUGGCCUCCAGCCCCAGACUGCACUCACAGUCAGUGCACUGCGUCAUAGGUGUUGCUUCUGCCGGCACCUGUCUUAGACGAGGCUGCUGUGUCAAAAUUCCACAGACCGACUGGCUUCACAGCAGACCUUUCUUUCUCCCAGCUCUGCAGGCUGCGAGUCCAGCCUCCAGGUGCCACAGACCCAGUUCCUGUUGAGGCACCACCCCCAGCUUACGGACAGCAGCCUCUUGCUCACGUGGCCGUCCCCGUGUGUGCUCCUGGAGAGGAGGCUCCGGUGUCUCUUCCCAUGAGGGCAUUCAUCUCAUCGUGAGGGUCCCCCAGGAUCUUCUCUAAACCUGCUCCCCUCCCAAAGGCCCUACCUCCAACACUGUCUUGCUGGGGCUGAGGACUUCAACAUGUGAACUGGAGGUAGGGGACAAAUAGCCAGUCCACAGCAACCCCAACUUUGGGACCCAGUUUCUCUGUUGGCACUUGCUGAGGGACAACCCACCCAAACGCCUGGUGGCUCACAACGGCAGGGACACGGUGCUUCUGUGGCCGCAGGCGUGAGGACCCGGGUCCUGGCCUCCCUGGGGCCUGUUCCUCGGCUGUGCUCGGUUGCUCAGGGCUGCUCUGGUCCUGCAUCCCCAAGGAGAUCCCUUCUGAGGUCACAGGUGCAGAAGGAAGCCCGUCCGAUGCAGACGGGUGUUCCAGCCAUGCAGAGAGGAGAAAAUCAGUACCGAAAGCAUCUGACAGAAAAGGAAAAAAAAAUCCAAAAGAAACCAUUUAGAAUAGACUCAGAGGACAUAACACACCUGGGACCGACUGAGAUGAUAUUUAGGAAAGAUGUGUAAGAUUUCUACAUGUAAACUAAGAGAUGGGAUGUUAUUAUUACAAGUUUUCCUAAGUCAGGGUCACCCAUGCUGGAAGGCCGUGGUACAAUCACAGCUCACUGCAGCCUCAACCUCCCGGGCUCAUCCUCCAACCUCAGCCCCACGGGUAGCUUGAGACUACAGGCGCGCACCACCAUGCCCAGCUAAUUUGGGGGGUUUUUGUUUGCUUGUUUUGGGAGAGACAGGGUCUCAUUAUGUUGCCCAGGCUGUUGAGAUGCAACAUUACUCACAAACAUGUAAAAACUCAAACGAUGGCGGGUCUGCCCAUUCACGGAUGGAACAGAGGGUGUCAACAUGUAAAAACUCAGACAACGGUGGGUGCCUGUUCAUGGAUGGAGCAGGGCGUGUUGCGGAGGUGGAGCAUUACAGACAUGCAAACAACGGCGGGCGUGCCCAUUCGUGCAUGGAACGGGGGGUAUCGGGGAGAUGGAGCAUUACUCAAAGACAUGUAAAAACUCAAACAAUGGCGGGUGUGCCUGUUCGUGGAUGGAACAGGGGGUGUCGGGAAGGCAUCGGGGCUCCCGGUUGCUGUCAGUCGCCCGUGAGACCCGAGCAGCAGUCGCUCUGUUCUUGUGAUCAUGGCUGAGUGGGAUCCAGUGUGAGUCUCCACCCAGCCUGUUACCCAGUUCCAGCUGCAGGGCCUGUGCGCUCUUUUCCGCCUGGGCAGCAGUGAACGAAGUUGCUCUAAGUCCCUUGCUGCUCUUGGUGCACUUAAGAGAGGGCUCGCAGGCCACAGGGUAACAGGAGAGGCUGAGUGCGCGGCAUCCUCCAUCAUGGAAACGCAUCUCGCACCAGCACACGCAGCUGGCUUUUCCACUACUUUUGCCCGUCGAUGGCACCACCCAGCUUUUCUCUGGGUGGGAAAGGUAUCUGUCCACCUGGGGUUUCUACUCUGCAUGUUUUAUCUUUUUUUUUUCUCUUGAGAUGGAGUUUCACUCGUCGCCCAGGCUGGAGGAUAAUGCCAUAAUCUCAGCUCACUGCAACCUCCGCCUCCCAGGUUCAAGUGAUUCUCUUGCCUCAGCCUCCUGAGCAGCUGGGACUACAGGUGCCUGCCACCAUGCCUGGCUAAUUUUUGUAUUUUGAGUAGAGACAGGGAUUCACCAUGUUGGCCAGGCUGGUCUUGAACUCCUGACCUCAGGUGAUCCGCUCACCUCGGCCUCCCAAAGUGCUGGAAUUACAGGCGUGAGCCACCGCGCCCGGCCAUGUUUUAUCUUUUAUCCAGGUAGUCUGUGACUAUCCAAACGAGGCUCUGACAGUCUACAGGGAUCGUGUCAGUCUGGAGAGAGUUGGGUUAAAGGCAGGUUGUUUGGGGUGAGAAGGGGACGCUGAGGCAGCAGGUGGUCACAACCUCACGUCUCAGAAGGAUGCGCUGAGCAGGCCCGGGGUUUUGGGCAAGUGAGGUCCACAGCCCUCUAAUGAGUACCUUUAGAGGCCACUGGCCUGCAAGUUCUGAUGACGGGGAACAGCCUUAGGGGCCUCUCCCUGGAGCUCCCACUCGCCCCCUCGCCCCCCACCCUGCUGUGUCCUGAGCUGUGGCUUGGGAGAUGUUUCUGGACUGGGACCAGACCCCGCAACCUAGAGAGCCAGCUCUAGGCUGGGAAUUCCUGGGCAUAAUGUCCAGGCAUGAAGUCAGCUCCUUGUGUGUCCUCAUCUGUACAGUGAGGGAAGGGCCCAUCUCCACCGUCUCCGCAAGGACAGACUCCGAGGUGACGUGGGUCGGGCCUGCACUCUCAGUGGUUUCCUUUCUGGAGUCUGGGCCUGCUCGGCCAGUGCCCUCAUUUUCUGUGGAGCUGUUCCAUGUCUGGGCACAGAAGCACCUCUCUGGGAGCAGGUGGGGACGUGAGAGCCUCAGGGCCUCUGGAACUGUUCUGUCACAGGCCCCAGGAGGAGCUGGACCUGCUGCCUGAGCCCCUUGGGGCAGCGGGUGAGCUGCGGUGUGAGAGACUCGGGCCUGGAGCACCAAGGGCCCCACAGCAGGAGGGAUGGGGGUGCAACCUCCAGGGCGCUGGGGUCCUCUUGGCUGACGAGGAGCCUUACACAGGGGCUGCCUCAUGGGGUUGGCGGGAGCCCCGGCGUGAGGGAGACAGCCACAGAGGCAGCCCCGAAAGCAAAGCGCGGAGCAGAUGGCAGAGGAUCCCGCAUGGCAGAGAAGAGGGUGGCAGAGGAGAGGGCGGCAGAGGGUCCCGCGUGGCAGAGGAUCCCACGUGGCAGAGAAGAGGGCAGCAGAGGAUCCCACAUGGCAGAGGAGAGGGCGGCAGAGGGUCCCGCGUGGCAGAGGAGAGGGCAGCAGAGGGUCCCACGUGGCAGAGAAGAGGGCAGCAGAGGGUCCCGCGUGGCAGAGAGGGCGGCAGAGGGUCCUGCGUGGCAGAGGAGAGGGCAGCAGAGGGUCCCACGUGGCAGAGAAGAGGGCAGCAGAGGGUCCCGCGUGGCAGAGAGGGCGGCAGAGGGUCCCGCGUGGCAGAGGAGAGGGCAGCAGAGGGUCCCACGUGGCAGAGAAGAGGGCAGCAGAGGGUCCCGCGUGGCAGAGAGGGCGGCAGAGGGUCCCGCGUGGCAGAGGAGAGGGCAGCAGAGGAGAGGGUGGCAGAGGGUCCUGCGUGGCAGAGAGGGCGGCAGAGGGUCCCGCGUGGCAGAGGAGAGGGCAGCAGAGGGUCCCACAUGGCAGAGAAGAGGGCAGCAGAGGGUCCUGCGUGGCAGAGAGGGCAGCAGAGGGUCCCGCGUGGCAGAGGAGAGGGCGGCAGAGGGUCCCGCGUGGCAGAGGAGAGGGCAGCAGAGGAGAGGGUGGCAGAGGGUCCUGCGUGGCAGAGGAGAAGGCGGCAGAGGGUCCCGCGUGGCAGAGAAGAGGGCGGCAGAGGAUCCCACGUGGCAGAGGGCAGCCGACAGGCAGCUCUGGGAGGAUACAGGGUUGGGAAACUCAGGCAGAAGGCCAUCGUAAGAGCUAAGAGCUACGUAUGGAGAGUGUGGAUGUGAUGAGAACUGAACGGGGGCCGCUGGGCUUAGUGACCAGGCAGCAACUGUGUCCUUGCUGAAUUCCAGGCACUAAAGAACUUGGUGAAGAGUCCGGGCCCCGCUGAGAGGGUGGCACGUGCGCAAAUGUGGAAUCCUCACCCAAAGUCCUCAGCCUCAGAGCACACAAAGGUGUUUCUCCUCCCCUGUCAAGCAGGAACCAGGGGUCCAGGCUGGGACGCUGAUUGGAUGUGACAGCCCAGCAGACGCCAUGCUCAGGGUGGAGGCUUCAAAGGACACGGCAGGCGUCAGGGACUUUUCUUUCUGUUUGAGAUGGGGUCUUGCUCUGUUGCCCAGGCUGGAGUGCAGGGGCGCAAUCACAGCUCACUGCAGCCUCAAUGUCUGCUCAAGCGAUCCUCCAGCCUCAGGCCUCUAAAAUGCCAUGAUCACAGGUAUGAGCCACUGUGCCUGGCCUAGGGACUUUUUCUUUUUCUUUUUCUUUUUUUUUUUUGAGACAGUCUCACUCUGUCGCCCAGGCUGGAGAGCAGUGGCGCGAUCUCGGCUCACUGCAAGCUCCGCCUCCCGGGUUCACGCCAUUCUCCUGCCUCAGCCUCCCGAGUAGCUGGGACUACAGGCGCCCGCCACCACGCCCGGCUAAGUUUUUUGUAUUUUUAGUAGAGAUGGGGUUUCACCGUGUUAGCCAGGAUGGUCUCGAUCUCCUGACCUUGUGAUCCGCCCGCCUCAGCCUCCCAAAGUGCUGAGAUGACAGGUGUGAGCCACCGUGCCCGGCCAGCCUGGGGACUUUUUCUAGUGAUGUACAAACACUUGCACACAUUUUAUUGUACAAAAUUCCCCAGUACUGCUUUAAUAGUGAAAAAAACACACACACAUACAAAAGAAGUUUCAACACAGCUCGUCGUUAGAAUUCAAAGUCUUCUCCUGCCAUGGCGAGAGCCCAGGCGAACCUCUCCCGCUGUGUUUUGCUGUAGAUCUUCUCCACUGGCACCCUGAACCGCCUGCACCUGCGGGAGGCAGUGUCAGCCCAGGCAAGCAGGCAACUCACCCACCUUGAAGGCCAGGUCAGGGUGCUCGGCAAGGGCGAGCGUCCUCCGUGCAGCAGAGACACCAGAAUCGCCUGGUGUAGCUGGGACCUGCUCCUCUAGGCCAACCCCACCCCAGGCAUGCUGCCACCCUGGAGCAUCAGCGAGGUGUCAAAGACAACCUGCUGUGGCCCAGGUGUCCACCGAGCAGGGCGCUCAGCCACCUCCCACUCCCUGUGGGCAGGCUGAGCUCCACAGGCCCUCCUGAUGCCUCCGAGUCCCAGGCCACUGUCAGCACCCCCACUUCACCCUGUCCAUCCCAACGUUCAGGGCAGGGAGAGCUGAUGACGCAGGACUCAGCAUCAUGGGUCCCUGUCACAGGGAGGGCCUGUGCUGACCCCAGGGGACACGGGACAGGGGCAAUACUAGGACUGAACAGAGGCCUCCUGGAAAACCCAGGCCCCCCAUAGGCCACAGGUGGGAACUGAGACCCCAGGCACACGCACCAGGCAAUGCUGAUCCUGGGGUCCAGGUAGUUGAGUUUGGACGUGCCCAGGGCCACCUGCUUGUUCUCCUCCUUGUCCGUGGCCUGCACACUCAGCUGCGCCAGCUGCUCCUGCAGCUUCUCCAGGAGCCGCCUCUUCUUCUCCAGGACACUGGCAAGAGAAGAGGAGGCCGCGAGGCCCCGCGCUGGAGUAGCACCACCUGAGGAGACCUGCACUUCUCUGGCCCUGCCGCCUUCCCUCCCAGUGCAGCCCUGUCCCUGUUGUUGUCAUCAGUUAUCCAUCACAGCAAAAGACCAGCCGGGAUCAAAGGUGGAAGCCCAGCCCCACCCCAGCUGCCAAGUCAGAUACAGAGGAGGGCCGUGGGCGGAGGGUGAGCAGCCCGUCAGGACCUGACUCGCAGGAGGGUGAGAUGCUCGACACAACAGACUGAGGCCGGCCCAAACAGGACGAGGGCAGCGAGACCAGGCCCGAGAAAGCAAACACAAAUGUCCUUUAACCUCCUGGAAGCCACUAAGCCCUCCUUCCUGCCUCCUUCGGGAAAGCAAAUUUCAGCACAGAGAUGCCCUUUCCACAUUACUUGCACCCUCCAACGCCAGAACAUCACCCAGACAUGCAACCUCUGACCCCAACUCUUCUAGGAAUUUGUGCCACAAACACUCGAAUGUGCGUGGAAAGACACUUGCGCCUGCAAAAAUACGGCCGAGAAUGGGGCAGCCCGCCGGGCCGGAAGCAUAGGCCCGGGGAAGUGCCUUCCCAGCAUGAGCCACAUCCCCAGGGGCAGAGGGGCACAUGAGGGGCUGCUGUUUAUGUGAAAAAAAGGAGGGAAAACAGAGGAAGAGCCAGCACGCACACACGGUCCUUCUGGAAAUGCUUAAGAAAUUUCUUUUGUCUUUUUUUUUUUUUUUUUUUUUUUUGAGACAGAGUCUUGCUUUGUCACCCAGGCUGGAGUGCAGUUGCACGAUGUCAGCUCACUGGAACCUCUGCCUCCCGGGUUCAAGUGAAUCUCCUGCCUCCUGAGUAGCUGGGACUACAGGCAUGUGCCACCACGCACAUGAUUUUUUUUUUUUUUUUUUUUUUUUAAGCAGAGACAGGGUUUCACCAUGUUGGCCAUGAUGGUCUCAAACUCCCAACCUCAAGUGAUCCGCCUGCCUCGGCUGCCCAAAGUGUUGGGAUUACAGGCAUGAGCAACCUUGCCUGGCCAGGAAAUGCUAAAGAAAUUUCACAGCAGCUGCCUCUGGGGACAGGAGGUCAGGGGUGGGUCACAGCCUUAUUUUUCACUGAAUACCCUUUGGUCCAAUUGACAUUUCCUUCGCACACGCCACCAUUAAAAACAGAGCCCUGCAUCUCCGGAUACUCACCCUGAAGAGAAAACUUUUACCCUUUAAGAACCACAGCCAGGCCAGGAGCGGCGGCUCACGCCUGUAAUCACAGCACUGUGGGAGGCCGAGGCGGGUGGAUCACGAGGUCAGGAGAUUGAGACCAUCCUGGCUAAUAUGGUGAAACUCCGUCUCUACUAAAAAUACAAAAAUUAGCCAGGCAUGGUGGCGUGCACCUGUAAUCCCAGCUACUCAGGAGGCUGAGGCAGAAAAAUCGUUUGAACCCGGGAGGCAGAGGUUGUGGUGAGCUGAGAUCAUGCCACUGCACUCCAGCCUGGGCAACAGAGUGAGACUCUGUGUCAAAAAAAAAAAAAAAGGACCGCAGCCACAAUAAUGAGGAAUGAAUGAAAGAGGGAACAUCACUAAAUAAAAAAGAUAAUAUGGGAAUACUAUGAAUAACUGGGCACCAGCCAGUUAGACACCCUAGACUAAACAAAUUCCCAGAAAGAUACAAACUACCAGAACCGACUCACAAAGUAUAGAAAAUAUGAAUAGAACUAUAACAAGUGAUUAUAUCAGUAAGUUUAAACUUCUCCCAAAGAAAAGCGCAGGCCUAGAUGGUUUCACUGGUGAAUUCAUUUAACAAACUGACCCUAGCCAGGCAGUGCAGUGCAAGCCUAUAGUCUCAGCUAUUCGGGAGGCUGAGCUGGGAGGACUGCUUGAGCCCAGGAGUUCAAGACCAGCCUGAGCAACACAGCAAGACUCUCUCUCUUUAAAAAGGCACCAAUUUUUCAUAAACUUUCAUGAAAUAUUAGAUAUUAUAUUAAAUAUUAUUCAACUCGUUACCAGUAUUACCUUGAUACCAAAAUCAAUGACAUCAUAAGAAAACUAUAGACUAACAUGCUCAUGAAUACAGAUGCAAAAACCUCAACAAAAUAUCAGCAAACUGAAUCCAGCAAUAGACAAAAAUGAUUACACAAUUGCUCAAGUAGGAUUUAUCCCAGGAAUGCAAGGAUGGUUUCAUAUCUGAUCAAUUAGUAUAAUACAUCCUAUCAAUAUAAGGAAGGGACAAAAACAAGAUCUCAACAGGUGCAGAAAAUCAUUUGACAAAAUCCAGUGCUCUUCAUGAUAAAAAAAAAAAAACCUCAACAAACUAGGAAUAGAAGUAAAUUUUGUUAACAAACAGCUUCUGUGAAAAACCUACAGUUAACAUCAUAUUCCAUGAUAAAAGCAUGAGAGUUUUGCCCCCAGUAUCAGGAACAAGGCAAGGCUGCCCACUCAUGUCCAGUGUACUGGAGAUUCCUGCCAGGUCCAUAAUGCAAAAAUAUGAAAUAAAAGGCAUAUGACUGGAAAAGAAGUAAAACUAUCUCUGUUUGCAUACAAUAUGGCCUUUAUAGAUACAGUCCUAAGGGCCAGGCACGGUGGCUCACACUUGUAAUCUCAGAGCUCUGGGAGGCCAAGGCAGGACUGCUUAAAGCCAGGAGUUCAAGGGUAGCUUGGGCAACAUACAAAAAUUUUCUUAGUGUAAAAAUUAGCCAGGUGUGGCAGUUCGCACCUGUGGUCCCAGCUACUCAGGAGGCUGAGGCGGGAGGAUUGCUUGAGCCCAGCAAGUUGAGACUAUGGUGAGCUAGGAUGCUGAGACAUCUGGCUGUCCACAUGCAAGAGAAUGACCCUGGGCCCUUCCCUCAGACCACACACAAAAAUUAACUCAGAACCAAUGACCUAAAUGUAAGAGUAAACCGAUAAACCUCUUAGGAGAAAACAGAGAAAUCUAUCUUCAUGGCCUUGGGUUAGGCAAAGCCUUCUCAGCACGCUGACUCAUCCAAAUCUUAACUGUGUCACAGGACACCAACAAGAAAGAACAAAGACAGGCCGGGCGCGGUCGCUCACGCCUGUAAUCCCAGCACUUUGGGAGGCCGAGGUGGGCGGAUCACCUGAGGUCAGGAGUUCAAGACCAGCCUGACCGACAUGGUGAAACCCCAUCUCUACUAAAAUACAAAAAUUAGCCAGGUAUAGUGGCGUGUGUCUGUAGUCACAGCUACUCGGGAGGCUGAGGCAAGAGAAUCGCUUGAACCCAGGAGGCAGAGGUUGCAGUGAGCCAAGAUCUCGCCACUGCACUCUAGCCUGGGUGACAGAGCAAGACUCCAUCACAAAAAAAAAAAAAAAGGGCUGGGAGUGGUGACUCAUACCUGUAAUCCCAGCACUUUGGGAGGCCGAGGCAGGCAGAUUGCCUGAGCUCAGGAGUUCAAGACCAGCCUGGGCAACAUGGUGAAACCCCGUCUCUACUAAAAUACAAAAAAAUUAGCUGGGCUUGGUGGCGGGCGCCUGUAAUCCCAGCUACUCAGGAGGCUGAGGCAGGGGAAUUGCUUGAACCCUGGAGGCAGAGAUUGCAGUGAGCCGAGAUCAUGCCAUUGCACUCCAGCCUGGGAGACAGAGCAAUGCUCUGUCUCCAAAGGAAAAAAAAAAAAAAAGAAAGAACAAAGACAACACAAGAGUGGGCGAAACAUCGACGAGCUCUUACAAGUCAAUAAUAAAACAACAACCCGACCAGAAAAUGGACAGAGGACCUGAGCAGUCAUUCUCCAGAGACGAUACAGAAACGGGCAACAAGCACCUGCAAAGAGCACCCACAGUCAGACGCUCCUUCACACCCACUGGGCUCUAAUCGACACGUGGAAAACUGACCCUACAGUGGCGCCUGGACAGAGGAAUCGGAGCCCUCACACACUGCUGGUGGGGAGGGGAUGGUGCCGCCGCCCUGGAGAAGAGUCUGGCACCUUCUUCUCAUUUCCUGACCCCACAGUGACAAUCACAAACCUCCUCGGCGGCCAGGGUCUCCUCCUCCCACGGCUCCAUGUGUCCCACUCUUGUCCACAAGGCAUAUAGUUUGUAUUUUUAAAAAUCACAAAGUUGGCCAGGUGCAGUGGCUCAUGCCUGUAAUCCCAGCACUUUGAGAUGCCAAGGCAGGAGGAUCACUUGAGGCCAGGAGUUUGACCAGCCUGGCCAACAUGGAGAAACCCCGUUUCUACUAAAUAAAUAAAUGAGCCGGGCGUGGUGGCGGGCACCUGUAACCCCAGCUACUCGGGAGGCUGAGGCAGGAGAAUCACUUGAACCCGGGAGGCGGAGGUUGCAGUGAGCUGAGACCGCGCCAGCGCACUCCAGCCUGGCGACAGAGACUCCAUCUCAAAAAAAAAAAAAUCACAAAAAACAAUUGAAGAGGAAAACAAAACUGGCCAUGGGAAGGCACGUCUGAAGCUGCCACAUCUGGGUUGGUGUGGGCGGCAAGCUACCUAGGUGCCGAGGCAAGAGACCGAGGGCACGAGCUGUUCCAGUAUAAUAAAAUACAUAAGAAUAGUUAUACUAUAGAUAGAUCAUAGAUAUGAUUAUAUAUGAAUAUCAUUAAUCAUUAGUUGGUAGCAAUUAGUCUUUUUUCCAAUAUUAUAAUAAUCCUUGCUCUACAAUCAUAGCCUAGGAAAAACCAGGCCAUAGAGAUAUGAGAGGACAUAGUGAGGAGUGACCAGAAGACAAGAGUGCGAGCCUUCUGUUAUGCCCAGACAGGGCCACCAGAGGGCUCCUUGGUCUAGCGGUAACGCCAGCGUCUGGGAAGAUGCCUGUUGCCAGGCGGACCAUGAUCUAGCGGUAGCCUCAGUGUCAAGGAAAACACCCGCUACUUAGCAGACCGGGAAAGGGAGUCUCCCUUUCCCCAGGGGAGUUUAGAGAAGACUCUACUUCUCCACCUCUUGUGGAGGGCCUGACAUUAGUCAGACCGGCCCGCAGUUAUCCGGAGGCCUAACCGUCUCCCUGUGAUGCUGUGCUUCAGUGGUCACAAUCCUAGUCCGCCUUCAUGUUCCAUCCUGUACACCUGGCUCUGCCUUCUAGAUAGCAGUAGAAAAUUAGUGAAAGUACUAAAAGUCUCUGAUAUGCAGAAAUAACAGCGUAAACUAUUCUCUCUCUCUGCCUCAGCUGCCAAACAGGGAAGGGCCCCGUGUCCAGUGGACAUGUGACCCACGUGAUCUCACCUAUCACUGGAGAUGACUCACACUCUUUACCCUGCCCCUUUUGCUUUGUAUCCAAUAAAUAACAGCGCAGCCAGACAUUAGGGGCCACUACCGGUCUCCACGUCUUGGUGGUAGUGGUCCCCUGGGCCCAGCUGUCCUUUCUUUUA
Molecule: messenger RNA, 19898 nt
Organism: Gorilla gorilla gorilla (western lowland gorilla)
Lineage: Eukaryota; Metazoa; Chordata; Mammalia; Primates; Hominidae
Gene: ZNF696
Product: zinc finger protein 696
Exons: 3
Coding region: 1709-2833 (374 amino acids)
Biological process (GO): regulation of transcription by RNA polymerase II
Molecular function (GO): RNA polymerase II cis-regulatory region sequence-specific DNA binding; DNA-binding transcription factor activity, RNA polymerase II-specific
Source: RefSeq, a predicted model, not a curated record